AUGAACUUCAUCCAAAGUGGAACUCUGAACAAAGACAUCAUUCGAAAAGCUCCCAACGUGCGGGUGAAGAGUAAACUCAACAUCCCGUCCAAUCCCACAACGGACUGCAUCGAGUAUGACCACAAGGUGCAAAGCUGCACCGGACAGGCGGAAGAGAAGUUGGUGUUUACAUGCAGGGUCACUGACCCGUCAGACUUUCAAAGGACAACAACACUGACCAUUUUCAGAGAAAGUGUUACGUGUCAGAGUGAUCUGUAUGGCAGUGGACGUGUUAAUGACAUAUCCAACCCGGGAUGUGCUGCUGGCGAGAUGGGGAACAAGACUGCCAUCUGUCAGGAGAACGGAGCAUGGCGACUCCUGGAGGACACGUGUAUCGUAACAGAAAUCAGAGACUUGUUAACUGAAUCCCAGAAUUUGGUGUCGGAAGGGGUUCUCGAAUUCGUGGUGAGUCUUUCUGAAGUGGUUCAAACAGAAGGCUUACAAUCAGAAAUCACAAAUUCAACUGCAACCAUAUCCGCUAUCGUUGACAUCCUGGAAAAUGUUGCUGAUGUUUCUGCCAGCGUCAAUGAAACCGUCAUGCUGAAUGUACUGCAAAUAGUAGAUGUCCUAAUUUCUGAUGAGACAAUAGGCUCCUGGGAACAACUGAAUGUAAAUGAAACCCAGAAUGCUAGCUCAGCAUUAUUGGGUUCACUGGAGUCCUUAACUGAUAAGUUGGAUGGAGAGUUUGACCUAUUGACCAGCCGGAUCCUGCUCAACAGAACUACCUUCAACAACGUUUUCACAGCGGACCUCAAUUCCAGUGUUGCCAUCAACAUUCAAGACCCCAACACGGAGAAUCUAUUCAUCACCACCAUAGUCUUCGCCUCCCUCGAUAACAUUCUGCCUCCUCGGGACACCAGCUUCGACAUCAGUAGCUUCAAUGCCACCAGCAAUGAAACCAUCUACAAUAACACCAUUAACGCCCCUGUGUUGCUUGUCAAGAUAAACAAAACGAUUGACAACGUAAUUCUGAGAUUUGACAAGUCCAACAACUCAUUGACCUUGAAUCCGCAAUGCAUUUUCUGGAACUUCAGACUCUUCGAUAAUCUUGGUGGAUGGGACAACGAGGGGUGUGAAUUCGUGUCGGACGAAGACAACAUAGUCACUUGCAGUUGCAACCAUCUUACUUCCUUCUCGAUUCUCAUGUCAACAAGCAUUCCCGAAUCAGUGAAAGAGUUUCUGAGAAUUAUUACUUUUAUUGGUGUUGGCAUAUCGAUGGGAAGCUUGGUUAUCUGUCUCAUCAUCGAAGGAAUUAUUUGGAAAACCAUGACCCGCAACAGCACCUCGUUCAUGCGUCACGUAUCCAUUGUCAACAUUGCCGUGUGUCUCCUGAUCGCAAACAUCUGGUUCAUUGUCGGUGCUGCCAUCACCGAGAACCCGACUGCAAACUAUAAAGGUUCAUGCAGCGCGGCAACCUUUUUCGUCCACUUUUUUUACCUCGCUUUGUUCUUUUGGAUGCUCGGGUCUGGACUUCUUCUCUUUUAUCGAACUGUCUUGGUCUUUUCCCACAUGUCAAAGGCAAUCAUGUUAGCCAUAGGCUUCACUUUAGGCUAUGGUGCCCCUCUUAUCAUAGCAGUAGUUACUGUUGCCUCAACAGCACCAGGCAAUGGCUACAUCAGAGAGGAAGCUUGCUGGCUAAAUUGGGACGAGACGAAGGCCCUUCUGGCCUUUGUGAUUCCCGCCUUAGCUAUAGUUUUUAUCAAUUUUAUCAUCCUUGUUGUGGUUGUGUUCAAAAUGCUGAGAAGAGGUGUAGGUGAUGCUUCCCAGCCAGAUGAAAAGCAUGCCUUGAUGGUCAUUGCAAGAUGCUUGGCCAUUUUGACACCUUUCUUUGGACUGACCUGGGCUCUAGGAGUGGGGACUAUGGCGGAUCCAACAAACGAAGGAAUCCAUAUCGCUUUUGCAUUCUUCAACUCAUUACAGGGCUUCUUCAUUUUAGUGUUUGGUACUCUACUGGAUGCAAAGAUCCGUGCUGCCCUAGCGAGAAAACCCCCAAUUCCAAGUACAGGCUCUCACCAAACCAGAAGCACAAGCGCUGGCAUUUCCUCCUCCAGUGGCUUUCUUAGGAUAUUCCGUAGGAACAGAGAUAUGUACCGUGUCAUGGAAGCUGCAAACACCAGCAGUUCUGGUGCAACUGAAUCCUUCAUCAGCAUCUGA
This is a messenger RNA of Lampris incognitus (smalleye Pacific opah), 2193 nucleotides long. Its product is annotated as adhesion G-protein coupled receptor F1-like. The record is from RefSeq and is a predicted model, not a curated record. The transcript is spliced from 9 exons. Lineage: Eukaryota; Metazoa; Chordata; Actinopteri; Lampriformes; Lampridae. The coding region runs from base 1 to 2193 and encodes 730 amino acids. Gene Ontology annotation, molecular function: G protein-coupled receptor activity. Gene Ontology annotation, cellular component: membrane. Gene Ontology annotation, biological process: G protein-coupled receptor signaling pathway; cell surface receptor signaling pathway.